Messenger RNA from Anneissia japonica, 889 nucleotides. RefSeq names its product beta-1,3-galactosyltransferase 1-like. The transcript has a single exon. Lineage: Eukaryota; Metazoa; Echinodermata; Crinoidea; Comatulida; Comatulidae. The record is from RefSeq and is a predicted model, not a curated record. Gene Ontology annotation, molecular function: hexosyltransferase activity. Gene Ontology annotation, cellular component: membrane. The annotation marks the transcript as partial.
CAAAAUGAGAUAUAAUCGUAACAUGAAGCUGUAUGCUCUGUACGGGCUUGCUGCUUUCAACUUUUUGGUGUUGUUGUACACACAUGUUGGUCAUCCUGUUGAUAAUGCAGGGCCUGUUAAAUUCAGAAAUAAAAACUUGAUAUUGUUUCACGAGGAAGUUCAACUGCGGAAUCAGGAAUUGAUUACGGAUGAGAAAAAUAUUGCAGUAAAUGAUAUGGAGAAUGUCCCAUUUAAUCGUUACAACUCAAUUGAAAAUAUAAGCAAUGGUAGUCAGAUAUUUCCGCAAUAUAGUUUAUUACUCAAUCCUAGCAAUAAAUGUCUAGAUGAGGAAAAUGAUUUUUCCGAUAUUUUUCUCCUUGUCUUGAUUACAUCCAGUGUGAGGAAUUUUAAACAACGACAAGCAGUUCGGGAAACCUGGGCAAGCAGAACAUACAUCAUGGGCAAGAAGAUAUUGCCACUUUUUUUGCUAGGGGUGAAUUUUGGUGGUCGACAGCAUUUUGUGAAACAAGUGAAAGAGGAGUAUGCUGAGCAUGGUGACAUUAUAAUGGAAGAUUUUAAUGACACAUACUUGAACCUCACAUUGAAGACGAUUAUGGGCUUUAAGUGGAUGAAUUUUUAUUGUCCCACUGCCAAGUAUGUCAUGAAAACAGAUGAUGAUAUGUUCAUUAAUCUCAACUACACAGUUCAACACCUUGCAACAAAACCAUCUACGUUAAAACGCUUUGUCAUGGGUCAUGUCAUCGUUGGUAGUCCAAUCAGGAAUGCAAAAAGUAAGUGGUACAUGCCGUAUGAACUCUACCCGUACAGCGACUACCCACCAUUCGCAUCCGGUACGUGUUAUGUCAUGUCAAGUGAUGUGACUAAAGAUACUUAUCAGAUUUCUCGUAGU